GAUAUUCACUGUCAAGAAGGCUGCGGAAAGGCACAAGCAAUCAACUCACACAAAGAUUGUUCUUUGUAUUCAUAGAUGUUAGUGCAUUUAAGUGUAUUGGAUGGUAGGUGCGUACUGAAGUGAACUAGUGAACAUAAAGUACAGUUUCUGGCCAACUAUUUAAUUUAUUUUUCGAUAAGAAAAAUUAUAUCAUAAUCGUCAGUUUCAUAAUCAAAAUAUAAACAUUAUAAGUGGUAUAUUGAAUUGAAUUAUUGCAACUUUGAUAAAUCUUACAAAAAAAAAAGAAAAGAGAAAACAAAUCAACACAGAUCUUAUAGCAACCAGUCGCGAUUUGACGCGAUCAUGCAAUUUAACUAUAAAGAAGAACAUCCGUUUGAAAAACGAAAGGCUGAAGGAGAAAAAAUUCGACGAAAAUAUCCUGAUAGAGUCCCUGUCAUCGUUGAGAAAGCUCCAAAAGCUAAGAUUAGUGACCUUGACAAGCAAAAAUAUCUCGUUCCAUCAGACCUUACGGUAGGUCAGUUUUACUUCCUAAUUCGUAAACGCAUUCAUUUGCGUUCUGAGGAUGCUCUCUUCUUCUUUGUUAACAACAUUAUUCCACCCACAAGUGCUACCAUGGGAUCACUCUACCAGGAGCAUCAUGAGGAGGAUUGCUUCCUUUAUAUAGCUUACAGCGACGAGAAUGUCUACGGUCAUUGAGUAACAUUAUUUGGUGUCAGAAUAUCUUCAUAGAACAUAGAAAGUUAAUAAUAUAAUUAAAAAAUUAACAGAAAAUCACAUUGGCAAUGUCAAAAAAUAAAUUUGGAUAAUAAGUAGCAAGAAUCCGUACUGUUUCUUGAUGUCAUGCUAAAAAUCACCGAUCACGUAAAAAUUAUUAUUAUAAAUUUUUUAUUUUUUGUCCCAUUAAUCUUGGAUCUAUGUGUAAUAAGUUCGAUGAAAUAUGUACAUGAAUUAAAUUGAUUAGACAAAACUGUCGAGUGUGUGAUGAAUUUGUAAUGAUUUUCUGACCUUUAAAGUUGAUUAAAUAAUUAUAUUAGGUUUAAAAUACUUUUCUGUUAUAAUAUAAUCAAUAUUUUCUGAUUAUUUUACAUUAAAUUUCAAAUUAAAAGAAUAUAAAUAAUUUUGUUAGAAAAUUAUAAAUUUUUUAAAUAGAAAUUAUUUUUCAUCACAAUGACUCAAUUGUACUAUCAAUUUCUAUGAUAAUUGUUUUAUUUUUAUAUUGAGUACUCAUUACUCAUUGGACGAAGAUUAUUUUAUAAAUAUAAUUUAUAUUAUCCAAUAAGUAUUCAUAAAGAACAAAAGUCGUUGAAUUUGAAAUAGUAUUAAUUAUUAACCAACAACAAAUGUUAAUAAAUAAUUGAAAUUAUUUUCUCAGUUUGAAUUGAUAUUUUUUUGGUUCAAAUUCAUGUAACUGAUAUUAACAAUGUUAUUUUAUCAUUACUAUUGACAUUAUUAACUGAGCACUUGCUGGUAAAAAUGAAAAAUAAAAGAAAAGAAGAUAAUGUAAAAAAGUCGAUGAAAAAUACAUUAAUUAGAGCUUUGCUGUGGUAGGCAUGCUGUUGUAAAUGCAAAAUAAAAAAGUAAAAAUAAAU
This is a messenger RNA of Chelonus insularis, 1589 nucleotides long. RefSeq names its product Autophagy-related 8a (gene Atg8a). Gene Ontology annotation, biological process: macroautophagy; autophagy of mitochondrion; cellular response to nitrogen starvation. The record is from RefSeq and is a predicted model, not a curated record. NCBI's taxonomy places the organism in Eukaryota, Metazoa, Arthropoda, Insecta, Hymenoptera, Braconidae. Gene Ontology annotation, cellular component: autophagosome membrane; autophagosome; cytosol. Gene Ontology annotation, molecular function: ubiquitin protein ligase binding; GABA receptor binding. The transcript has 3 exons. The coding region runs from base 343 to 696 and encodes 117 amino acids.